CGGGUCACACUGUGUGUGUGCGGUGGAGCUGUUUGGGGUGAGGCGAUGCGUUCGAUUAUGCAGAUUUCUGCGUAUUUUGCAGAAUGUUUCCAAUUUUCAUAUUUAUAUGAGACACGUAAGUCACGGGAGCGGAUUGAAUGCGUCAUGAUUCGAUGAACUAAAGUAGGUUGUUGCAUGCAAAAAGAAACUGACACUGUCACUGCGUGCUUCCCUCGCUGAAGGGGGUGAAAGUUGUGUUAGACAUGUUUUCCUGGUAGUGUUUUCUUUUACGGACGUACAGAGUGCAACAUUAUAACUUCAUUGUUGAUCGCGCGAUCGAUCCGUUAUUAUUAUGAAACGCAUUUCGUCAUGAUCUCAACGCAGGGAGAUCCUCCACUCGAGGGAAAGUUCGACUUUUGUUAUGACAUUUGUUGCGCACACUCCCGUCAUGGAGCGGCUGCAUGCUGUCGACUCUGAUCGAAACCAAAGUUGCAGUUCCGUGGAACUCGUGGAAUGCCUAUGUGCAACAUUGAGAAAGAUCCAAGGUCCUCACUCGGAGCAACCUACAGAGAUGGACAGCAAAUCUCAGAUGUGAGUUUGGACGGAGGGGUGUGUGCUCUCCACCCUUGGUCGUUUCCUUUGGGAUUUAUAUUUCCUCCCGAGUACCUCGGUUCACACAAUUAAAUAAAGCCAGACAGAACUCCUUCCCGGGACGUCAGGGGCCUUGCACAGGCCACAACCCCGGAACUGCUCAGACUUUGCUAUUUUCCAAGUGGCAUAACAUCACUAUGAGCCUUCCUGUUCAACAUAAAGUGAGUACUGACAAGAGUGGCCGGCAAAGGGCCGCCGACAUGAAAGAGGUUGUGCAGUCCUCCCAGGAUAACUAUUAUGGGAUUGCUCCCCCUGCUCUGGAGUCAAACCUUAACGAUUCUGGGAGCAGCGCUGGGAUUUACAACCCAGACAAAGGGGCACAAGGCCGCCUCCACUACCAACAGGCCCCCCCAGUAAAGUGGAUUCACCAGGACCCCCUACAGGGCUCAGGCUGGUCUCAGGACGCCCCGGUCCCCACUUGGGGUCCAAACUUUACUACCUACCCAGGUGGAGUGAGGGGCCCGACAGCGUUCCAUAAAGGGGGUCACGAUGUGGGGGGUGUGCAGAUGGGGGCCGUGGAGGCUCAGCCCCCCGGACCUGUGGAGGUUUACAGAGAGGGCCCCCAGGUGUACGCCCAGGCCCAGGCCCAGGCCCAGGCCCAGGUCCAGGUCCAGGCCCAGGCCCAGGCCCAGGUCCAGGUGAGGGGCCUGGAGUGGCAUCAGGCUCCGCUCCAGACCUUUCAACCACAUGGCAAUAAAGGCGUAGACAUCCAGGGUCAGUCCCACACCGCCUCCCACAACAUGCCUGGCUCUGUGCUGCAGCCCUUCCAGACGACCUUCAGGCCUGCCAAGCAACAGCAGUUCCCCCCUGGAUACUACCCGGUAUUCAACAAGGCCAUGCCUGGCCUCGGCUACACUGAGCAACCUAAAAGCCAACACCAUCUCCUCCAGCAACAGAUGCAGCAGCAGCAACAUCAACAAAUGCACCAACAGCAGCAGCAGCAGCAGCAACUUCAUCAUCGCCACGUGCUACAGCAGCAGCAGCAUGUGCAGCAACAUGUGCAACAACAGCACCAAAUGCAGCAGCAGCAGCAGCAGCAGCAGCAUCAAAUACAGCAGCAACACAUGCAGCAGAUGCAGCAGCAGUAUCAACAGCAACAGCGGAGGCAACAGAUCCAACAAAUGCACCAACAGCAGCAGCAGCAGCAGCAGCAGCAGCAGCAGCAGAAACAGCAGCAGCAGCUACAGCCACAACACGUUGCACCGCCAGAGACUUUGCAUUUGCAUGGGCAGCCAAAGCCGACCCAGAACUUCCAGUCCUACCAGUCUCCCGAGCCCAACGCGUCCGUGGCCGGCGCUCAGAAAGAAACCGUCCAGACCGCGGGCGGCGCCAGACAGGAAGCGGAGAUCCAAUCCAGCGGCGACUCCUCGGCCACCGUGGAGUUGUCCCCCGACAAGGUGUUGUACUCCAAGCCCCCGGGCGCGGCGGGAGCGGCGGGCGGCUCCAGUGUCCCGCCCCGCCGCUCCCGCCGCCUCUCCAGGGACGGGCAGUCCCCGGGCGCCUACGAGCCCUGGACCCCUCCGCCGCUCUCCAAGAACGGCCUGCCGGCGGGGGCGGAGGGCCUGGUGACCACCGGGGGGGUGAUCCAGAGCACCCGGCGCAGGAGGAGGGCGUCGAAGGAGAUCAACCUCGAGACCCUGGCGCAGCAGGCGUCGGAGCGGGAGUCCCUUCCCCCAAGGGGGGGCAAGCUGGGGGAGGACGGCGCCCCCGUGGGCAAGCAGGCGGGCGGCAUGGGGCCCCUGGUCAUCCCCGUGUCGGUGCCCGUGUCCGGCGGCCAGGGGACUCUGGGGAGCCCCUGGAGAGGGAGGAUGGACCCGGGAGACCACCACCGGCUCGCCCACAGCGACCACAAGCUGUCCGUCAUCGUGGCCCGCCGGCGCUCCCUCAGAGGGUCGCUCUCCGAGAGCUCCGCUCAGGACGACGACGACCACGAGGCCAAGGCCAGGGGCCGGUCGAAGCGGCCGCGGCCGGAGCCCCUCUUCAUCCCGCCCCCCAAGCUGUCCACCUACAUCGCGCCCUCCGUCUACUCCAGCAUCACGCCCUACCAGAGCCACCUGCGCUCGCCCGUCCACAGCCUGCCGGACCACCCCCUGGCGCUGCCCCCCUACACCCCGCCCCCCAUCCUGUCUCCGGUGCGCGGCGGCUCGGGCCUCUACUUCUCCACCUUCCUGUCCAACAUCGCCGCGGGCAACCAGGGCGGCCCGCCCCCGACGCUGCCGCCGUCGACGACCCUGCCGCCGCCGACCCUGGCGCCGCCGAGCCUGCCGCCGCCGGCCACGCCCAAGUCUUCGACACGCAGCCUCCUGCGCUCCGUCAGUUCAGACCCCACUCCACCAGUCUUGCCAUUGAUUACUGAUGCAACCGCUGUCAGCUUUGAUCCGCGCAUCAACAUUGGCCAGCAGUACCAGGCAGAGGUCCCGGAGCUACGCCGGGACUCCGCCCUGCCGCCGGACGAGCACCGGGCGGACCUGCUGUGGCUUCCCAAGGCGGAGCCGCUCACCCAACAGGACGAGCCGGACUACCUGGAGGACUUCAUGAACCUGGCCUGUUCCAGCGUGCUCCGCGGCGGGGGAACCAAUCAGGAGCUGGCUCUACACUGUUUGCAUCAAUGUGGAGGGAACGUCCUGGAAACACUGAAACAUUUAAUGCAGGAGCAGCCAGUCUUCCCCAAAGGCCAUCACAUGGCCGACUAUCACUACUCGGGAUCAGAUUGUUGGACUGCAGCAGAGAAGCGCUACUUCAACAAGGGGAUCUCUGCCUACAGGAAGGACUUCUUCAUGGUGCAAAAACUGGUGCAGACGAAGACAGUGUGCCAGUGCGUGGAGUUCUACUACACCUUUAAGAAACAGAUCAAGAUGGGUCGCAACGGGGCCCCUACCUACGGCCCCCCGGACUCACCCGAGAAGAGUGCGGAGGCUGCGGCGGACAUUAAGGUGGAAAGGGACGACCAAAGGGAAAGAGACUCCUGCGAUCAGACCCAAGAUGGCAGCCUGGCACGAGUCACUCAGUCCCUCCAAGCCCAUGAUUAUGCGGGCUCCAUGGUGCUGAUGGAGAAGCUGGAAGGCCUGAAGAAGGCCACCCAGCCCCAGGCCCACCCCGUGCCUGCCCCGCGCAAGCCCCGCCCAGAGACGGCCGGCCGGAAGAACCGGGCGCCCUCCAAACCCUCCCAGGACCCCGAGGGGGUCUUCCCCUGCAAGAAGUGCAGCAGGGUUUUCACCAAGGUGAAGAGUCGCAGCGCCCACAUGAAGAGCCACGCCGAGCAGGAGAAGAAGGCGGCCGCCCUGCGGCUCCGGGAGCAGGAGGAGGAGGAGCGGGUCGCCAGCGCCGCCGCCGCCCAGGCCAGGAAGGAGGAGGAGGAGGAGGUGGAGGUGGAGGUCCAGGCGGCGGCCGCACUGGCGUCGGCCGCCGUGGCGUCGGCAGCCCUAGCGGCGACGAUAGCGGUGCCCGGGGGCGAGGGCGGCGUGGAAGGGACCGCGGGGGCGGAGCCGGAGGAGCCCAGCAGCAGCAGGGAGGAGUCGUCCGAGCCGGAGGAUGAGAACGAUAAGGAUUGGCAAUGAACACGAUAGAAAAAUAGAAAAUUGAAAUCCACGUUUGCUUGUUGUGUAGAAAAAAAAAGAAAGGAGUUGGAUGAUUGCAAAGCAACCGGGGCGGACGGAGAGGCUGCGCGGAUGGACUCGGAGGCGAGCUCGGGGUUCUUAGGGCAGGCGACUCAAACGAUGGAGAGAGAGAGAGGGCGCACUCACACUAGGCCAUCUGUACCGUGCCCAAGCCUGUUUCACACCUGUACCGUGCUCAAGUACGAUUGGUGGCUAUUGUUAGCGUGCUAUUGCACAUGCCAUGGAAUCACACUCCUACAGUUUUAAGACAAAUUUGUAUCUAUUUUAACUUUUACAACGGGAUAUAUAUAUAUAUAUAUAUAUAUAUAUAUAUAUAUAUAUAUAUAUAUGGAGGUAUUUUUGUUGAUGAAAAAAAUUGGUUUACCGGUAUACUGUUCACUUUUGCUUUUGCCAAAAAAUGCUUAUUGUUUGUACUGUUUUAUUUAAUUGAAAUGAUCAAAAUAUUACUUUUUCAUCGUCGGACGCACUUAUAUUUUUUGUAACAUGUUUUAUAAGGAAACAUAAUCAGGGGAUUUCUUUUUUGUCUUUUUACCCGGAGCAAGAUUUUUCUACUUUAAUACCAUAAACAUUUAUCAGAUAUUUGUGUUUGAAUAUCCUAAAGAAAAUACUGAUGUGAUUUUUAUGUUCUCUAAGAUGGUUGCACAGUUAUUCUUCUAUUAAGGGGCCUUAAAAUUGAUGUUUUAUGUAAAAAAAAAAGUAUAUGUAUUAAAGUCCAUAUAUUUAUGAUUGUUUUGUUCUACCAAUCACAUCAGAUAUUUUCUGAACCAGGAAAUGUUCUCUUUAUAUACUACCUGUAUCGGAUAAAAGGGUAGAAGCAGUGAGUUCAUGUGAGUCAACGAUUACAUCACCUGGAACGAGGUACGUCCAUGAUGGAUGACGAGUUAUGGUCACGAGGUGUGGUCACCACGUUUCCCAUGUGUGUGUAUAUAUAUAUAUAUAUAUAUGGUGUAUAUAUAUGGAGACAGCCAUCAUUUAACUGGACCAUUGAGACACACAUAGGCCUACGGUUAUGUACUAGCCUACUUGCCUUUUUCUGCAGUCUCAUAGUUUUAAAUAAUAUUCAAAGAAAUGUAAAGAAAGAACAUUUUUCCUUUAUAUUAUAUUUGAAUUCUUAAAGCGUGUGCCUCGGUUAUCUUGUGUGUUUGUAACAAUUCCUUCAUUAACGUGACAGUCCAUUGGCCAUGCUGCUGCCGCGACUACUUCCUCUACCACCUCUGUAAUGCGCCCAUCCCCAGGGGCCAUCCACAGGGCCCCUGCUGUUCCCGGGCCCUCGGCUCCCUCUCACGUUCUCCUCGGUGUCUCAAACGACAUGCGUUCACAUCACAGCCCGUAAGAAUUAGCCUGUACUAUAGCCUAUUAGGCUGACUGUAGCCUUUAUCUUCUCUCAUACUGAAUGCAGGUGCCGGGAAUGCAGAGGCUGGCAUCUUCACACGUUGUUCCAUACCAAGGUAUCUUCAAAAGCUAUCUGAGUCACAUGAAUUUAUCAUUUUAAUCUAGCUUCCUUCACGGCGUGAAGGUGUCUGUACUCAAUCGCUGUUGAGUAAUGGUUUCAUUUGGCAUCUCCGGAGGGUGUUCAAAUUGAAACUUGCACAUGAUGGGAUUCAUCAGAAUAAUGUGGUGUGUGUGCACAGGUUUGUUCUCACUUUGAGUAGCGAGGUAAACUGCUGAUGAAUAUUGUAGGCUCAAGAGCAAGAUCCCACGCCCACACGGAUGAAUGAAUCAUAGUACUAUCUUUCUGGCCCCCGCGGAAGGCUUCAUCAUUAUCCAGAAUCUGAUUAUUCUUGAUUCUGAUAUUAUGUUGUUCUGCUUGUUAAUGAACGCAUUACAAUUGUGGUCGUGAAUUAUGACCACAGUAAGGAGCACUCGUUUUUUAAAUCCACAUCUCUUGUUUACUUAAGGAAGAGUUCACAGCAAUACAAAAUAUCAGAUAAGCACAAAAAUCCCCGUGGGUGAAAAUAUCCCAUCUCUGUCUUUAUAAAAUAACGAUUCAUAUUAAACCCUGAAAUAAAUUAACAAAGAGUAAAAAAAAACAGAUCAUUAGACCAAUGGGGUCUCGGACAAUGACCACUGUUACAUCAAAGGCUACUUCUUCACAGCAAAGGUCGUCAAGGCAUUGUGGCGUUCGUGAGAAGUCUUUCACAGAGGGAGGUAAUAGACAAUCUGAUGGUUGUAUGAGCUAGCCCCGGGGGUCCCUAGGGGCUCGGACACGCCGCCGACUCCUGC
Messenger RNA from Gadus chalcogrammus (walleye pollock), 6470 nucleotides. RefSeq names its product mitotic deacetylase associated SANT domain protein a (gene mideasa). Gene Ontology annotation, molecular function: transcription corepressor activity. Gene Ontology annotation, cellular component: histone deacetylase complex; transcription regulator complex. The transcript has 13 exons. Bases 768 to 4187 code for a protein of 1139 amino acids. Lineage: Eukaryota; Metazoa; Chordata; Actinopteri; Gadiformes; Gadidae. Gene Ontology annotation, biological process: negative regulation of DNA-templated transcription; regulation of transcription by RNA polymerase II. The record is from RefSeq and is a predicted model, not a curated record.